AUGUCAGCGUAUUUCCAAUUCGAUCUCAACAAUCUCAACAUGGCCAACGACGACUUUCUCCUGUACGGCGACGAGGCCAAUGCACUCAGCGUGAACAAGACACCCACCGACCAGAUGAAUGAUCUGUUAUGGAAUUUCGAUUACAAUAAUUUCGCGGUCGAUGAUACCGACGGCGAACUGUUCAAUAACAAUGUGUACAACAUGUCUAUUGAGGACAACCAAAUCCAAUCCGACAGUCAAUGGCAGCAACUCUUAUCCAGUCCCGCAUCAACCUCCCCUUCCUUGACCGACGGCGCCAGCCCACGCAGCAGAAGCACCAGCCAAGUCCCCGAUGAGCUCCCCGCAGUCGUCACAAAGCCCAGAACCACAAAACGCAAGCGCAGCCCCGUGGUCAACAAAGAAGCACACAACAAAGUCGAGAAACGAUAUCGAUCGAAUAUCAAUGCCAAAUUCGCUGCGCUCAAUGAUAUUCUCCCUGUUUCAGACGCGGUGCAGAGUCUGCUGGAUAGACAAUUCGGCGAUGAGCCGGCGCAACAGCAUCGCAAUAAAGGCGAAGUCCUCAGCGAAGCGAUGCGAUAUAUCAAACAACUCGAAGAAAGGAGCCGUCUGUUGGAAAGCGAGGUCCAGAUUCUCAAAGACAAUCUUUUGCCUCGGCGGAGAAGAGUUGCGCCUCUAUGA
This is a messenger RNA of Talaromyces stipitatus ATCC 10500, 678 nucleotides long. RefSeq lists its product as uncharacterized. The coding region runs from base 1 to 678 and encodes 225 amino acids. Lineage: Eukaryota; Fungi; Ascomycota; Eurotiomycetes; Eurotiales; Trichocomaceae. The record is from RefSeq and is a predicted model, not a curated record. The transcript is spliced from 2 exons. Gene Ontology annotation, molecular function: protein dimerization activity.